Pseudozyma flocculosa PF-1 is the source of this 504-nucleotide messenger RNA. RefSeq lists its product as uncharacterized. Lineage: Eukaryota; Fungi; Basidiomycota; Ustilaginomycetes; Ustilaginales; Ustilaginaceae. Bases 1 to 504 code for a protein of 167 amino acids. The transcript is spliced from 2 exons. The record is from RefSeq and is a predicted model, not a curated record.
AUGGCACCGCCCACGACGUCGUUUGCGUCUCCGCAGCACGCUGUGCCCACCGUGUGGGGCAUGGUCUGGCUGCUCCACACGGCCCUCGAGCUGCCGCUGUCUGUCGUCGGCCUCUUUCUUACGAGCUCGGUGCGCUUCGAGGAGAUGAACAACACCGUCCGCGUCAUGAUCAAGCUCUACUCGGCGCUGAGCCUCUCGCUCUCGCUGGCCUGCCUGCUGCUCUACACGCUGCCCGACUACCUGCCGGGCAAGCGCGCCGUCGCCAUCCUCCUCCUCUUCUACCACGGCAUCGCCUCGUCCGUCUUCCUCAACGCCGACCCCAUCACCGGCGUCAGCCUCGGCGCCCAGUUCAAGCUCGCACAGCACCAGCUCACCCCCGAGCUCCUCGCCGGCGUCGCACACGGCCUACUCGCCCUCAUGGUCACCGCGUGGUGGCAGUCGACCCUCGGUCAGGUCAAGGCUGCCGCCGGUGGCGGCGUGCCCGCUGGCAGAAAGGGGCGAUGA